ACGACCAUUCCCGGGUUGUUUUAAGAACUGACGCCUCGCAAGACGGAGACUACAUCAAUGCAAAUUAUAUCGAGAAUGCUAUUGGUCAACGAUCCUACAUUGCAACUCAAGGUCCGAAACCAAAGACAAUCGGUGACUUCUGGAAGAUGGUGUGGCAGGAGGACGUAUUCGUCAUUGUCUGUUUGACGAACCUUAAAGAAGGGGGAAAGAAUAAAUGUGCUCAAUAUUGGCCAGCUAUAUACGAUAAAAUCCAAACAGGAUACAUCACCAUAAGAAACCUGGAAGAGAGAAUAUAUGCGAAUUAUACAAUACGGCGAUUUAAAGCACAAAGCAAUUUGGAGCGAAAAGAUCGUGAGAUACUGAUGUUCCAUUACACAAGAUGGCCAGACCACGGAGUUCCUGAUCCUCUAAAUCUUGUUGUAUUUCAUCGCCAGGUGUUGAAAAAAGCCCUGCUAAACAAAGGAAAAUACACAUUAGUACAUUGCAGUGCUGGAAUCGGGAGAACUGGAACUUACAUAGCUUUGGACGCCCUCUACCGGGAAGGGGAGAGAAAUGGUAAAAUUAAUGUUCCGAUGUACGUCAGGACCAUGAGAAAAGACAGAAUGAACAUGAUACAAGGCGAUGACCAAUAUAAAGCAGUUUAUCUUGCUCUAUGUGAAUCAUUCAAUGGAAAGUCCAGAUGUCAAACAACAGAGUCCUUUUUACAAGAGCUUCAAAAACAGUCUUGUUACACAAACUGUGGAGAAGUUGCCGGGAAAUCAUCCUUGUCGUCCGAAUUUCAGGAAUUACUGUCUCUGCGUAAAGAAUAUACAGAAAAGGACUAUGACUCAGGAAGAAAAUACCUGACUGCAAACUACACGGAAGAAGUCCUUCCAGUGGAAGAAUUUCUGUGCUAUCUGUCCUAUACAAAGGGACGCAACAACUACUACAACGCUGUUUUUCUUCAGUCCCUCACAGAGAACGACAGUCUGAUCAGCGCCCAGUACCCACUUCCUGACUUCACUGAAGAGUUCCUCAGACUUAUCAGAGACUUUGAUGCUCGUGUUGUGGUUUUCCUUGGUCCUUUGAAGGAAAUAAAAUCUUCAUCACAAUGGCUUCCAUCUAAAUCUGAACACAAAACCGUUGGAAGUUUCUCAAUCAAAAUGUCUUCUGCAGCAAGCUCCACAAAUUUUACGUCAAGAAAUAUAAUUCUACAGUCAGAAGGACCUAAAACCAUGUCAACCACAGUUCUAGAAUGUAAGGCCUGGAAGGAAAACAGGAUGAUAAAUGACAAAAGAGCCUUACUGGAACUUGUAAAGGAAACAAAGGCUGAAAAAAUCAAAAACAAGGAAGGGAAAAUUCUUAUUCUAUCAAGUGAUGGAGCCACACGUUGUGGAGCAUUCUGUGUGGUCUAUAACGCUCUAGAACAACUCUCAAUGGAUCAGGAAGUGGAUAUCUUCACCAUCACACGACAACUUCAGAUCCGUAGACCGGAGUUUGUGUCUACCUUGGAGGAAUAUCAGCUUUGUCACGAGGUAGUGGCAGGAUUCAUUCAAAAUGAUAGUGUUUAUGCGAAUUUCUGAACGAAAAAAAAAUCGUGUGAUCUUCUCAGUGACAGAUGGAUUUGAUCACUGUUGAUAUGCAAUUGCUAACUUUUGUCCUUGUGAUUUGUUUUUAAACUAUUCCUAUACUAAAAGAAAGAUGAGAACUUGAAAACAACAGCCGUGUAACAAGAUCUACAAUGAAUAGCAGAACGUGUUUAUAUUUUGUUACAUUCUUUUGUUUUGCAUUUAAAUAUCCUUUUUGUUUGUUCUUUUAUUGCUUAUCAUUUUUAUUUAUUUAAUCUAUUAUUCAAUUUAAUGUGAUUUUAGUUAUAAAACGAAAAAAUACUUGCACAUUCAUUUCAUACAUGUAUGAAUCUACGUUUAUAAAUCAAAUGCCAUCAAUUUAAACAACAAAAAAUGAAAAACAAUACAUAGUUUCACAUACAUGCUAAUUGCAAACGCUUCAAUUGA
Molecule: messenger RNA, 1994 nt
Organism: Saccostrea cuccullata (small rock oyster)
Lineage: Eukaryota; Metazoa; Mollusca; Bivalvia; Ostreida; Ostreidae
Product: receptor-type tyrosine-protein phosphatase alpha-like
Exons: 14
Coding region: 147-1562 (471 amino acids)
Biological process (GO): protein dephosphorylation
Molecular function (GO): protein tyrosine phosphatase activity
Source: RefSeq, a predicted model, not a curated record